AUGGUUCGAGAAUCUUCACUACCUACUUCAUUAUUAAAUCGCUAUGUUAGAUUUGUAGACUUCUUGGACUACGUGCAUUUUGGAAUAGCAGAUUUCGUAGAAGAAACGCGGCAGCGAUUUGGAAAAUUACUAUGUAUAUUGCUUACGGUUGUCGUUAUCUUUGUUGCAGUUACAAUAGUAAUUUCAAUCAUCAUCUGUAUAGUUCUGGCAGUUCAGCAUAAAAAAGAGGAAACUUCUGACGCAGCAACAACGCAAACGUCAGGUUAG
This is a messenger RNA of Cylicocyclus nassatus, 267 nucleotides long. Lineage: Eukaryota; Metazoa; Nematoda; Chromadorea; Rhabditida; Strongylidae. The record is from the annotation of a GenBank genome assembly.